AUGUGCACGAGGCAGGCGCCGCACAAGCCAGAGAAGGUGUCUCUCAUUUGCGGCCUGCUGCGCCAGUCUCCUCCUGGGGAGUUCGGCCAGGUUGUCCGAGAUCUCUCUGCUCUGGUCCAAGACAACAAGCUGGUGAGGCAGGAGGCUGCCCGCGUGGGGGCCUGUCACAACAAGAACAAUUUCACCCCCGUCCAAAUAAACGGGCGCACCGUGCUACUGACCCACUACAACAACUUAGGGGGAAACCGCUUCUUUGACCCCCAGGACAAAUUGUCUUUUGAGUUUGACCACCUGCGUGGGGUAACCAGCAAAGCCCAGCUGCACGGUGUGAUGCUAGAUGAGGGGGAACUGUGGCGAGAGGCCCUCCACAAGGGCUUGAAGGCCUACGUGAGCUGCCACUUUCCUGUAGGGAACUGCUGCGUGUUCAGAAAAAGCCUGGGGAAGAAGCAGCUGUUUGUGGCCUGCAUUGAGGCUCAUCAGUACCAGCCUUCAAAUCACUGGAACAGCCUUUGGAAGUCAGACUGGACUUUUGCCCUAACUCCAUUUACCACUCAGGUUACGGGGAUCUUUCUCCUCCAGAUACACUACUUCAAAGAUGCCAACCUCCAUGUAACUGUCAGCAAGUCUGUGAGUGAGACUCUAAAUGUGAUAGACCAAAGUCAGUUUGCUACAGAUUUUGUGAAAUUUGUGAAAGCUGAGGACACCAAGUUUCAUAUUGCCAUUCUGGAAAACAUUCAGGCUUUGUCAGAGGAUAUAUGGGGGAAAAAUCUGCGGAGGAAACUCCCUGUUACUCGCACUUUUAUGAACUGGAAUAAACUAUUGAAUGAUCAGCAUCUGAACACUAAUGUCUCCAAUACAGAAGUGCCUUCAUGCUUACUGAAACACACUAUUUGA
Molecule: messenger RNA, 894 nt
Organism: Gymnogyps californianus (California condor)
Lineage: Eukaryota; Metazoa; Chordata; Aves; Accipitriformes; Cathartidae
Gene: CAPZA3
Product: capping actin protein of muscle Z-line subunit alpha 3
Exons: 1
Coding region: 1-894 (297 amino acids)
Biological process (GO): barbed-end actin filament capping; actin cytoskeleton organization
Cellular component (GO): F-actin capping protein complex; actin cortical patch
Molecular function (GO): actin filament binding
Source: RefSeq, a predicted model, not a curated record